UGUGAUUCCUGGUGGCUGCCAUUACCUUUUCCUUCUAAUGGCUAUGCAGGUCCCGAGCCUCCUCCUUGCAGCAGUUGUGGUGCUGAUGGUGCAGAGCAGCCCGGGGGCCGAGGGCAGAGACUCCCCAAGGGAUUUCGUGUACGAGUUACAGUGCCAGUGCUACUACACCAACGGGACGCAGCACAUGCGGUUUGUGUGUAGAUUCAUCUACAACCAGGAGGAGGUCGUGCGCUUCGACAGCGACGUGGGCGAGUUCCGUGCGGUGACCGAGCUGGGGCGGGGCAUAGCCGCGGACUUGAACAGCCGGAAGGACGUCCUGGAGCAGACGCGGGCCGACGCAGACAGGGUGUGCAGACACAACUACAAGGCGAUGCUCCUCACCUCCCUGCGGCGGUUUGAGCAGCCCAAGGUGGCCGUCUACCUGUCCAGGAUGGAGGUCCUCAACCACCACAACAGGCUGGUCUGCUCGGUGUCAGAUUUCUACCCGGCCCACAUCAAAGUGCGCUGGUUCCGGAAUGGCCAGGAGGAGACGGAGGGAGUUGAGUCCACACAGCUUAUUCAGAACGGGGACUGGACCUACCAGGUCCUGGUGAUGCUGGAGAUGACCCCUCAGCGGGGAGACGUCUACACCUGCCACGUGGAGCACCCCAGCCUGCAGAGCCCUGUCACUGUGGAGUGGAGUGCACAGUCCGAGUCUGCCCAGAGCAAGAUGCUGAGCGGCAUCGGGGGCUUUGUGCUGGGGCUCAUCUUCCUCGGGCUGGGCCUUUUCGUCCAUCACAGGAGUCAGAAAGGACCCCGUGGGCCUCCUGCAGCAGGGCUCCUACAGUGAUUCCUGGUGUUCUGGCUGAGUUGGGUGUCACUCUGUAGGGCCUGUCCCUGCCCUUGGUUCCAUCUGUGCCUGUCCCUCUCUGAUUCAGAGUCUAGCAUGGUUCCAGCAUACCCGCCAGCUCAGUUGUGAUUCCUUGACUACCCAAGGCUCUGUCUUUUGCUCUGCUCCUGGACUGAUUCCAGAGUCCUUCUGUGUAUUGCAGCAUGAUCUACUCAGACCCCAGGCCUUCUGUUUCCACUGUCCCACGAAGUUGCUGAAGAGAUGCACUGAAA
Molecule: messenger RNA, 1101 nt
Organism: Alexandromys fortis (reed vole)
Lineage: Eukaryota; Metazoa; Chordata; Mammalia; Rodentia; Cricetidae
Product: rano class II histocompatibility antigen, B-1 beta chain-like
Exons: 6
Coding region: 38-829 (263 amino acids)
Biological process (GO): antigen processing and presentation; immune response
Cellular component (GO): MHC class II protein complex; membrane
Source: RefSeq, a predicted model, not a curated record